CAGCCAAUGGAUUUCCUUGCUCGUCGCAAACGUCUGCAUCAAACGCCGUCCUUCACCCUCAAGCACCACCCGACUGCUACGUCCUGCUUGCCCCUUGGCUCCGUUCCUACACACAGCUCGUCGGGAGGACGCAGAGACAUCCGCGUCGGUGUUCUGGUGUCCAGGUGCAAACACAACAGACAGCAAUGUCCGACGACUCCCGCAAGCGGUCGCGCUUCGACCAAACCGAGCCCGAUCCUCCGCGUAACUUGAAGUCCCGCUUCGAUCGCCGGUCGCGCUCGCCUCCGCGCAGAAGCCGAAGUCCUGGUGCAGUGUCGAGCCCCUCCACUGUGGGCGGCAAGAGCGAUGCCAAAGACGUCGAGAGCUCCUCCAAAAGUCCCGCUCCUGUGACCGAUCCCAAGGCUGCAGCGCUGGCCGCCGCGGCGGCCGCAGCUCGCAUAAAUGCCCAGCUCGCCGAGAAGACCAAGAAUGCCCCGGCCGGUAGGCCAUCGGCCGUCGUUGCAAAGCCUCUUCCUAAGAAGGACUCGAGCGGCAUUUACCAGGAAAACGGUGACUACCAGAAAGACAUUGAAAUCAACCACCUGCGAAACCGAUAUACGCUCACGAAGGGAGCAUUUCAAAAGAUGAUCAAAGAACAAACUGGCGCCGAUGUCACGACCAAAGGUGUCUACGUCCCCGAUUCAAAUACCGCCACGAUAACCGCUCCGCCCUUAUAUCUGCAAAUCACUGCGCAGUCAAAAGAUGCGCUUGAGAAAGCCGUCAAACUCAUUGAAGAGGAAAUGGAAAAGGACCUGCCCAACUUAAUUGACGAGCGUCGUUUCCGUGGCAGACGCGAACAAGAAGAUGUUGAACGUGACGAAUUUGGACGCCGCAAAUGGCCCGAGGAACGCAUCCCUAUUCCACUCGAACCAAUCCCUGGCUUCAAUCUCCGUGCACAGGUCGUAGGCUCGCAGGGCUCGUAUGUUAAAUACAUCCAGCACGAGACAGGCUGCCGUGUACAGAUUAAAGGCCGCGGCUCUGGCUUCAUUGAACAUGAUACCGGUCGCGAGAGUGACGAGCAAAUGUACUUGCAUGUAUCUGGUCGACAAAAGGAAAAUGUGGAACGCGCCAAGGAACUUGCUCUUGAACUUCUCCAAAAUGUCAAGAAGCAGUACGACCUGUUUAAGGCCAAUGGACCCAACUUCGGUGGUCGCGGAGGCCCACGUCAGAAUUCUGUUGGAGCGCCUGGCCAUGCCUCACCUUCCGGCUCCAUUCCUGGUACCCCAAGUGGUGGUUACGCUGGUUAUCCCCAGGGAGGAUAUGGCAAUUCCGCCUCUCCACCACCUCCACCACCGCCACCGGGCAAUGCGAUGUCUCCACAGCCAUCGGCACAACCUGACUACUCCCAGCAGUGGCAGCAGUACUACGCACAGCAAGGUCAGCAGGAUCCCAACUCGGAUCCAUACGCUGCAUGGGGUGGGCAGGAAGCAUAUAUGCAGUAUUAUGCCGCAUACUAUGCUCAAAUGCAAAGUCAGGCCCAAGUUCAAUCACCGGCUCCAGUCACAGAGAAUGCCGGAACGCCUCCAGGAGGAUACGGAUAUGGUGCCCCACCUGGCUCUGGCAGUGCACCUCCGCCACCACCUCCUCCUCCACCUUCAGAUGCGGGCGGAUACAAUGCUGUACCUCCGCCUCCUGGUAUGUAGUAAAAUUUGAUGGCAGCAGAUUGCAUCGGUUGUAAGGGUACUUUUCGCAUGCUCAUGGGUCCAACAAGUAGCUAGCGGCGUGUACACAGCAAGUGCCUCUUGGAUGAGCACGGUCGCGUUGUCAAUUUGCUGGUGACAGACUCAUGGACACCUGUUUGGCGCUGAUUCCGUCGACAUGUAAGAACUUCUCAGAUUGCGGGUGUUAGUGGAUAGUUGCUACGCAAUGAGAUACCACAUCCAGCUUCGUUUUUCUGAGGUUACAUAUUAAAGGAAUAGUGCACGACAAGGCAAACACAGCCAUGUAAAUUUGUUCUCACUGCUCAUGGUGUUGGGAGUGGAGGGUUUCCCAGCUCUUGCUUCACAACAUGCUUAUCUACUUAAAAAUAGUAAUUAAGGGCAAAAUUAAAGAGGUAGCGACAAAUUCUGUCUGUGAAUGUUUCAGGGACUUGGAAUGGGUCAUGUCCUUUUCAGCCGCGUUUUACUUCUCCCAGAUUCGUGGAUUUGACACGAGUCGAACAUCUGCCUCUCGUUGUAGAAUGAGGAUACUGUCACGGGUAUCCCCUACAACAAACACAUAAUGG
This is a messenger RNA of Verruconis gallopava, 2263 nucleotides long. RefSeq lists its product as uncharacterized. The record is from RefSeq and is a predicted model, not a curated record. Gene Ontology annotation, cellular component: nucleus. Lineage: Eukaryota; Fungi; Ascomycota; Dothideomycetes; Venturiales; Sympoventuriaceae. The coding region runs from base 186 to 1682 and encodes 498 amino acids. Gene Ontology annotation, molecular function: RNA binding. The transcript has 8 exons.